CCUGCUAAGUCAAAUCUUGGAUCUGUUUGUGCAGACAAAUAAGGAGCAAAAGAACAGCCCAUGCAUGUCGAUGAAUGAUCCAAAGGCAGGCCAAAGGGGCAGUUCAAGGCAGGCCAUGGAAGAAGCUCAACCAGCAAGAGAAGCAGCGAGAUAUGCAUUAUGGAGCUGUGAGAGAGAGAGAGAGAGAGAGAGAGAGAGAGAGACAAAAGCACAUGGGGUGGCAAGAUUAUCCAGAAUCUAUCAGUCGCAAUGCUACAGAUGCUGUCGCUGUGGUCGCUUUCCGCCUUCUGGCCUCAGCGGCCGCAUCUUGUCGCUCUUUUCUGCAGUCGGAGCGGUCUCUUACCGCUUCUCUCCCCACACUCGCAAAGGGAAGCCGCAGUUGACACCUUCAUGCAGUGGUUUCAUGGCGAGUACGUCCAAUCGAUCGUCCUUUCUGAAAUUAUGAGGCCAGUCUACUCUUUAGAUGCAUAGAAUUCUCUGACACACCCAACAACUAGGGCCAGUGCCGCUAAAUUAGAGGGGUGACAUCCCUUCCCUUCUCUAGAACUCGGCCUUCCUCUCUGCUGCUUCGUGGGAAGCAUGAAGCAGACGGAGGGGAGGAUGAGAAGGUAUGGAUCGCAGAGCAGCCCAGAGAGAACCAGACCUAGGACUGAGCCGCCGCCGCCGCCGCCAGUACCGCAGCAAGGGAGGAAGGUCCCGGUGGUGUACUACCUCUGCAAGAAUCGCCAUCUGGAGCACCCUCACUUCAUCGAGGUGCUGCUCUCCUCCCCUCGAGGGCUCUACCUCAAAGGUCCGCUGAAGUCGAUGCAUGCCGUAGAGUGGAUGAAUUGGUUUGCGUGUGUACGAUGCUUCUUAUUCGUUGGCUUUCGUUCUUGUUGGUUUUGGGAUAUUGAUGCAGACGUGAUCGAGAGGCUCAAUGCGCUGAGAGGAAAGCGGAUGGCCGCCAUGUAUUCGUGGUCUUGUAAGAGGGGGUACAAGAACGGGUUCGUUUGGCACGACCUCGGGGAGGACGAUCUCGUCCUCCCCGCCCAUGGCAACGAGUACGUGCUCAAGGGUUCCGAGCUCCUGGAUCAGUCUCCUUCAGUUCGGCGCCACAAUGAAAUGAGCAAUCCGAGGUUGCAGAUCCAGAAUCAACGAGAUUCCCCUGUGAAUUCCUGUAAAGACCAUGAAGAAGCUGCUUCUUCUUCUUCCUCCGUGGCGGUUGUGGUUAAGGAGGCGAAAACCUCUCCUGGAUUGCGGUCGCCGGCUUCACCGCAUCCCCCUUCUACUACCCGACCGGAUGAGCUAUCGCCCACCACCAAUCGGUCGAGCUCCUCCGGCGAUUUCUCCCCGGAGACUGGCUGUAGAACCACCCCAUCGUCGGCAAUGGGCUCACCGAGCCCUGCCGAGCACCACGUCCGCAGGCCCGCCGUAGUGCAGGAUGCCUCCACUCAAACCGACGAGCAAGGAGGGAGAAAAGCGUGUGGAAUUGCCGGUGUCUCGUUGGGUAAGGAAUCCAGCGAGACACAGAACGGAAUGAGUCCAUGUCCGACUGAGGGGCCUGAGAAUGUCGAGGCGUCAUCUAAUGCUGCUGCUGCUUGUUCUUGCGGGAGGACGAGCACGCUGGAGUCGCUGAUACGAGAUGAACCAAGCCAGAGGAAGGACUGGCGGAUCGUCGAGGACGAAGUUUUCAUCCCGUCCAGGGCGAAGCUGAAGGCAGCCGACAUGCUCGUGCAGCUGAUCACAUGCGGUUCGAUCUCCGUGAAGGACCAUUACAACUUCGGAAUCGUUCCAACCUAUAACCCAAGGUUCACCACCACCAUGAAGUCUCCCUCGCCGACGUUUCCGGGUUCGAUGAUGCUGGGAGAAAUCGACUGCUUCUCGGAAAGCCAGAGAGUGGUCGGACUGAGGCCGGAAGAGCAGAUAAACCUCGCUGAAACCAUCACAGAGUCGAACCAGGAAGAAAUGGAAGCAGAGAGCUGCAAGAUGCCUGAUUCAAGGAAGGAUGAAGAAGAAGGAACGGAUUCGUUGCAGUUCAAAUGUCUCCCUCGGGCGAUUAGAAUCGCGUCCUGCAAGCAGUCCAAAAUCGAGACGGUGAGGUCCCCUGCUUCAGGUACGAGGAUGCUCUCAUGGGGGUUCGACAUCGCCAAGUCAUCACCACUCUGCUCGUCCAAAGAUGGAAGCAAAUGGAUCACCGAUACUUCGUCGACAAAAGGAUCCUUCACUGGUUUCGAAUCUUUCAGAGAAGAGAGGAAGGAGAAGGUGAUCGAGCUUGAUGAAAGUUGAGUUACUCUGCCCACUCUGUGUGAAGCUAAAUUUCCUAGCUAUUUCUUCCCCCCAUCCAAAUUCUCUUUCUUGCAGGCCUACUUCUGGAGCUCGGGUUGUAAUCCGAUCGAGCUCUCCGUGACUGGACCAGUGAGGAACGAGGAUAUCUCGUCACUGCAUCCUGUCUCUCAUUCCACUGUCAGCGGUGUGUGGAAGAAAGCUCAUAAAUUCUCCAAUGGAUUCUUAGUUCUAUUUCAUUCGAUCGAUGACCUAUUUUUGAGUAUCAAUGGAUCAUUUCAACCAUUAUCAUAUGGGAUGUGCUUGCGUUGGACUUA
This is a messenger RNA of Musa acuminata AAA Group (dessert banana), 2579 nucleotides long. Its product is annotated as protein SOSEKI 3-like. The record is from RefSeq and is a predicted model, not a curated record. Bases 580 to 2265 code for a protein of 561 amino acids. Lineage: Eukaryota; Viridiplantae; Streptophyta; Magnoliopsida; Zingiberales; Musaceae. The transcript is spliced from 4 exons.